Messenger RNA from Diabrotica virgifera virgifera (western corn rootworm), 881 nucleotides. Its product is annotated as mannose-binding protein C-like. Gene Ontology annotation, molecular function: signaling receptor activity. The coding region runs from base 372 to 716 and encodes 114 amino acids. The transcript is spliced from 4 exons. Lineage: Eukaryota; Metazoa; Arthropoda; Insecta; Coleoptera; Chrysomelidae. The record is from RefSeq and is a predicted model, not a curated record.
CUUUAUUAGACAAGUGCGUCGGUGUGAGUCGGUGCGUUGUCAUGGUGGAAGGGUUUUUUGGAAGUUGAAAAGAGAACGUGAACGGACGCCACUGACGCAAAUGCAGGUGUUAAAUUGGUGCUCCUCUAUUUUUACUCCAUUAACUCGGAAAUAGUGAGUUUUAAUUUUUCACAAGUUAAUAAUAUCAAGUUAAAUCUGAAAAGUGCAGUGAUUCAAAGGCUGAAAACCGACACUACCCUACGAAAGGAAAUUCUGGAAGUUGCAGGGAAAAAAUAGAAAAGGAUGUAGUAUCUCCCCCAGUCAUAACCUAUAAAAUACUGAGUACUCUAGUUACUUAUAAGGGGGCUGUUGCUGCAUGUGCUGCAGCUGGAAUGGAAUUAGCUAGUUUACAAACAAAAGAAGAAAGCGACGCUGUCAAUACUAUACUUCGCAACGCCCCUCUAAUUACUGAAUGCUGGAUAUCCGGUUCCAAAUUUGAUGACAAUAAAUGGUACUGGUUGAAAGGAGAGGCAAUGGUGUUUACUAAUUGGAAGGCUGGAGAACCAAACAAUGCAAAUGGAAAUGAAGAUUGUCUCGCAAUCUCUAAUGGUGGCACCAGUACUGGAUGGGACGAUGAAGUUUGCUCCGUACAAUUAUAUCCUGUGUGUGAAAAAGUCGUUGCUUCUCAGAAUGGAGGAUCUGGUUGCAAGGCUGAAGUUGUGAAUAUUUUUUGUUGACAGAGACAGAGCUGAUGUAAAUGUAUGUUAGCAAGAGAUCUAUUCUGCUUUGUAAACUGUGUCAAAUCUAUUUUGCGCUUUAUUAUUAAAGUUUUUGAAGUUAACUGUGUGUUCCGUUUAUAUUCGUAAGAAAUCCAUAAUAAAAGAUUCCAUUAUAUAACCAAA